Brenthis ino (lesser marbled fritillary) is the source of this 2130-nucleotide messenger RNA. The record is from the annotation of a GenBank genome assembly. NCBI's taxonomy places the organism in Eukaryota, Metazoa, Arthropoda, Insecta, Lepidoptera, Nymphalidae.
AUGCACGCGAACGCAGUACGUGAAUCAGCUCGUCUUAUCCUAGAUGCUCCAGCACCAGAAUCUGAAGAUGCCUUGACCUUGGCAAAAGCCCUUCGCACUAGACCUCCAGUCAAUAUGCUACCUGCAGCCAAAGCUGGCACUUUCUUUGCAAGAGACAAUCUAUCCAACUUCAUUGAGUGGUGCCGCAGGGCUCUCGGUAUCCUUGAAUGUCUUCUAUUCGAAACUGAUGAUUUAUGUCUAAGAAAAAACGAAAAACAUGUAGUUCUAUGUCUUCUAGAAGUUGCUAGAAAAGGUGCAGUUUUGGGUAUGCCAGCUCCACUGCUGGUUCAAAUGGAGAAGCAAAUUGAGAGAGAAUUAGCCGGAGAAGAAUUGCGGCCUGAUGAUUCUGCUUUAGGCUUGGUUCCUUCUGGACCGCAGCCACAGCUGGUGACAAAUGAUUUGAGAAGUUUAGAUGAAAGAGUCAGAGACCUGGUUGAGAGAUGCUCCUGCCCCACACAGUUCCCUAUGGUGCGGGUGUCUGAAGGAAAAUACAGGAUUGGUGACACAAGGAUGCUGAUUUUCGUCAGAAUUCUGCGUUCCCACGUCAUGGUACGUGUUGGUGGAGGGUGGGACACUCUCGCCCAUUAUCUGGACAAACACGACCCUUGCCGUUGUAAAGCCCAACAUCGAACUUCGCUCUCAGCUCGCCUGGCUCGACCGAAACACGACCUCGCUGGCGCCACAGUCACAUAUGAACGACCUGACCCUGGACCAACUUCCCUUCCAUACAAAGAUUACAAAGAACCCAAAACUUACGAGCCAAUGUCAUUACAAUACAAUUCAAAGCUUUAUGCCGACGAUCCAAAAUCCGGACACUAUCAAUCGAAUAACAAAUUGGACGGCAAUAGCUUACCAUAUUUGGGUGAUGUUGACAGAGCUGCAUCUCCUAAUAGGAAAUACCUUGCUCCAAGGAACAACAGUCCAGGAAGACAUUCUUCUUCCCCAGAUCGUAGAACCAAGAUCGUAUCUUCGAACCAUUUAGUCCCAUCACCUCAUGCUGUGAGGAAUAAGAGCCCAAGGCCAGUGUCUCCAGCACCAGCUACUGAGAGUGCCUCAGAUAAUGGAUCUGAAGUGUCAGAUGAGGGAUACAGAAGUCUGGGAGUUGUAGUCGGAUCGACUCAAGGAUCCCCAUCAACGAAAACUACGAACAGAUAUUCGAUGCAUAGUCAAAAUUCUAUGGACGACGCUGAUUUUAGUGAGCGUCUCGACCAUGACGACAGCUGUCACCUAGAUAAAAGUGACCGCGUUGAUGACUAUGUCAGCUUAAAUACUGGAUUACGCAAAACUGACUUCUCUGACACAUUCUACGGCGGCAGAAAGAACAGCGCAGAGGACAAGUCAAAUCGAGCGAGCCCAGAAUGCAUAAUUAGCCACGAAAGCAACAAUUCACCUAGCAAAAGUCUUAGGCCCAACCGUGAAGCAUCGCAAUCUCCUGUUAAAACAAUUAGAAGUAGACAAGCUAGUAGAAUCCCACAUUCUCCUGUGCGAAAUCGAACUCCAAGCCGUGGGAACACCCCAAGUCCCAAGCACACUGCCAAUCCACAAUCGUCACCUAAAUUGGCACCUAAGCUGCCGCCAACAGCUCGAAAUACUUGGAGUGGCAGGACUGCUCCCACUCAGGCAAAGACCAAGUCUCGUCCAACUAUUGGAGCAGAUACUUUUGAUAAUCCAAACAAGUCGCCUAAGGGAAAACCAAAAGUCCAAAAUGAUUCUUUUAAGCGUAAUUCACCUCUUAGAGCCAGCAGCGCCACUUUGAGGUCUCCAACCCACCAGAAAGCUUUAAGUCCUCUAUUAGAACAAAUUUUAAGAUCUGCAGAAACCGCAAAAGAUGAUUCAGCAGUUUUGGAGAAAAUGAAAGAAAUAAUUAGAACCUAUUCGAAAGGAGAAGACUCUUUUUCACGAACUAGUUCGAAAGAUUCAGAUUAUGCUGAUUUUACAUCGGCUUGGGUGAUGUCUGAUGGAAAACUAGAGAGAUCUACCAGUACUAGACAAUUGGCGGCUCCCAGAAAAGAUCCCAGGACUGGAAUGUCGAGGAUACCAGCACCCGUCGCGAUUGGAUGCCGACGGUCCACUUCAACCUCCCAAUUUCAA